Messenger RNA from Cucurbita pepo subsp. pepo (vegetable marrow), 1844 nucleotides. Its product is annotated as protein DETOXIFICATION 51-like. Lineage: Eukaryota; Viridiplantae; Streptophyta; Magnoliopsida; Cucurbitales; Cucurbitaceae. The record is from RefSeq and is a predicted model, not a curated record. Gene Ontology annotation, cellular component: membrane. Gene Ontology annotation, molecular function: antiporter activity; xenobiotic transmembrane transporter activity. Gene Ontology annotation, biological process: xenobiotic detoxification by transmembrane export across the plasma membrane.
ACAUUAGGGUCAGCCCCCUUUGUGGUACGCCCACUCUCACACACAUCUCCCUCCCUCUCCGACACUCCUUUUGACAAAUUGAGCUUUUUCGGCUCUGUCUGUACUCCCACCUGUACGUCAAAACACAACACUCACCUGCAUUCCUGCACUUCCCUUCCCACUUCCGCUUCUUCUAACCAAACAUUCUUCUUCUUCUUCUUCUUCUUCUUCUUCUUCUUCUUCUUCUUCUUCUUCUUCUUCUUCUUCAUCAUGUUUCAAUCCCACCUCAACCUAGCCCUUCAUCUUUUAUCCUUUGUCAAACACCAAAAUCCUGACCUUCACUCUAAGCCCCCCUCGCUACUUCCUUCAUCUGCCAUUGAUAUCAUCUCUGAAGCUAAAUCCCUGUUCUGUCUCGCUUUCCCUAUUGCUCUCACCGCUCUCAUUCUCUACUCCCGCUCCAUUCUCUCCAUGCUUUUUCUCGGCCAUUUGGGUGACAUGGAACUCGCUGCUGGCUCUUUAGCCAUCGCCUUCGCCAACAUCACUGGCUACUCUGUUUUGUCGGGCCUCGCUCUCGGCAUGGAGCCACUCUGCUCCCAAGCCUUCGGCGCUCACCGCCCUAAGCUCCUCUCCUUAACCCUCCAUCGCACUGUCAUUUUCCUCCUCGUUUCCUCAAUACCCAUUUCGUUUCUCUGGCUCAAUAUGUCCAACGUCCUCUUAUUCCUCCACCAAGAUCCCACCAUCACCAAAUUAGCCCAUACUUAUUUACUUUUUUCCCUUCCCGAUUUGCUCUCUAAUUCCUUCAUUCACCCAAUCCGCAUUUACCUUCGAGCUCAGGGUAUAACCCUCCCUGUAACUCUAGCCUCCCUCGUCGGCUCCUUCUUCCAUUUCCCCAUUAAUAUCCUCCUCGUUUCCCACUUCCGCCUCGGCAUCGCCGGCGUCGCUGCCGCCUCCGCCGCCACUAAUUUCGUCGUCCUCAUUUUCCUAAUCCUCUACAUCUUGAUUUCUCGAAUCUUUGCCCCCACGUGGACCCCACCCACCCGCGAGUGUCUGACUGGCUGGACCCCACUUCUGAAACUCGCCGCUCCCAGCUGCGUCUCCGUUUGUUUGGAGUGGUGGUGGUAUGAGAUCAUGAUCAUUCUCUGCGGUCUCUUGACAAACCCCAAAGCCACCGUAGCAUCCAUGGGGAUCUUGAUUCAAACCACAUCCUUGAUUUAUAUCUUCCCAUCCUCUCUCGGGUUCGCCGUUUCCACUCGGGUCGGUAACCAACUCGGAGCCAACCAACCCGGUCGAGCCAAAUUGUCCGCUGUAGUCGCAGUGUUUAUAGCCGUAAUCAUGGGCUUGUCGGCGACUACGUUCGCCGUGUCGAUACGAAACGUAUGGGCCCGGCUUUUCACUAACGACCUCGAAAUCAUACGGUUGACAUCAAUGGCGUUACCCAUUUUGGGGCUAUGCGAGAUCGGAAACUGCCCCCAGACAGUGGGCUGCGGUGUUCUGAGAGGCAGCGCACGACCGUCGACGGCCGCACGUAUAAACCUGAGCGCUUUUUACAUAGUGGGGAUGCCAGUAGCAGUCGGGCUGGGAAUUGUCUUCGGAGUCGGGUUCUCGGGUCUAUGGUUGGGCCUAUUGUCAGCCCAAGUGAGUUGCGCUGGGCUGAUGCUAUACGUAAUCGGAAGCACCGAUUGGGACUUACAAGCGGAGAGGUCGAAGGAGUUAACAACAUCCGACGUCGUUUUACACGAAGACGUCCAGGAAAAUACUCCUCUGACUUCUGUAGUAGUGUCAUGAAAACACCAAACCCUAAAUUCAAUUUUUUGAAAAAAAAAGUUUUAUUUUUAUUUAUAAAAAAAAAAAAAAAAAAAAAAAAA